AUGGCACCCGGCGGGCUGCCCCGGCUAGCGGGCCUGGCGCGCUGGGCUGCGGCUCUGCUCCUCGCUCUGGGCGUGGCACGGGCUCCGGCGCUCCCCGAGGUGUGCGUCCGGUGCCCGGGGAGCGUGCGCAGGUGGUCGAGGGUGGCCCUGUUCUGCGAGCGGACGCCGGCGCGGUCGCUGCGGGCCCGCUGCUGCCUGGACCCGGAGGGCGCCGUCUUGGGGCUGGAUCUCCAGAACUGUUCUCUGAAGGACCUGGGUCCCGACUUUCCUCAGGCACACACUGCUGUCAUUAUAGACCUGCAAGCAAACCCCCUCCAGGGUGACCUGGCCAGCACCUUCCGUGGCUUCACCCAGCUCCAGACUCUGGUUCUACCACAAGAUGUCCGCUGUCCAGGAGGCAUUAAUGCCUGGGAUACUGUCACCUCUUACACAGACAACCAGAUCUGCCAAGGGCAAAGGAACCUUUGCAAUACCACUGGCCACCUAGAAAUGUGUCCUGAGAAUGGAGUUUGUGUACCAGAUGGCCCAGGUCUUAUGCAGUGUGUUUGUGCAGAUGGCUUCCACGGUUACAAGUGUAUGCGCCAGGGCUGGUUCUCGCUGCUCACGUUCUUCGGGAUCCUGGGCUCCACCACGCUGUCGGUCUCCGUCCUGCUUUGGGGGACCCAACGCCGGAAAGCCGAGACUUCCUGAACCGCGGAGGUCUCCCGCUGACUCGGGUCGCCCGGCGCGUCUCGCCGAGACAGGCGGCCGCCGUCGGAAGGAAGACGGCCCGGCGCCCCCC
Molecule: messenger RNA, 781 nt
Organism: Carlito syrichta (Philippine tarsier)
Lineage: Eukaryota; Metazoa; Chordata; Mammalia; Primates; Tarsiidae
Gene: ATRAID
Product: all-trans retinoic acid induced differentiation factor
Exons: 7
Coding region: 1-690 (229 amino acids)
Biological process (GO): positive regulation of osteoblast differentiation
Cellular component (GO): intracellular membrane-bounded organelle
Source: RefSeq, a predicted model, not a curated record